AUGGCUGACUUGUCGUCCGAGCCCGAGCGGAAACAUGCCGCCGCAGAAGAAGAUGACGACGGCCACGAUAACGAUGGGACUCUGCGCGACGCGGAUACGAUAAAGUUCGACAAGGCCGAUGCCGCGGAUCGCAUCGUGGAGAUCCUAGAGGAAGAGCGGGAGGAAGCGCGCCAUGCGGACCCUUCAACCCCUAUAGGCAACGGUGUGGUCGCUCAACGACAUCCCAAGCUGAUGCUCGAUUCCCGCAACGAUACCGCGUCCGACGAUGGCUCCAUUGACGGUGGCUUACCGAGGCGUGCCGGCAGCCCCAUUGACUCCCUUCUCUCCGUCCCCGACGACUCGCCUUCUGCACAGGGCUCUGUCGUCUCUUCCCCUAGCAGCAGCAGCCUCCUCCGCUCAAUGCCCUCCCGCCCAGGUCUUGGCGGCCCGACACCUUCUUUUCGUCCCUUUGACCGCCGCUUUCAGUCACGCAUCGCUUCACCUAGCCUCCUCUCCCAGCGGCCGUCGUCACCGGCCUUCCUGUCCGCCCACAGCCGCAACGCUUCGCUCAGCAGCACCUUCAUCCUAGACUCCUCAAAUGCCGGUGAAACGGAGGCUUCAUCGCCGCCAUGGGAGGUUGUGCGGUGGACUAAGCUCAAAAAACUUACGUCCCAGGCCUUUUCCGAGACCGGGAAGAGGAACUUUGGCUCCCCAACUUGCAUAGCCGUGUCGGACUGCAUUGUAUUGGGCACGUCCAAGGGUAUAAUAUUAAUGUUUGAUUUUCACCAAAACUUGAAGAUGAUUGUAGGGCCUGGAACAAAAGCUGUCGAAUCAGGGGCCAUCACUUCUAUAGCCGUUUCGGCCGAUCACACAACCAUAGCAGGCGGGCAUGCCGAUGGCAGCAUAUUCACCUGGGAUACUGCCCGCUCUGCCAGGCCCUUUUUGCACAUCCCGCAUCUUGACCCAUCUCAACUGAAGAACAGAACUACUGAUGGCCACGUCCCAAACGUUGCCGUCACGCAUCUGGGUUUCUUGGGCACCAGACGAACCGCUUUGGUUUCGGCGGAUGACAGGGGUAUGGCCUUUGCGCACCUGGCCACCCGCGGCACGGGAGCCCUGGGACGGGUGGUCAAGACGAGCAGGAUACUGGGACGGUACCCUGGCUCGCAACCACCAGCUGGAAAGCCCCUGAAGCCGAGCACGGUGCUCGCAUUUGCGCCUCUCCCCCUUGGAAAUGUCGAGCGUGCAACAGACACGAUGGGCUUGACGGCUAUGCUGACGCCUUACCUGCUCGUGGUGGUGUCUACGACUCCGGUCGCACAAACACAGCACAAAUCCCCACGUCCCAAGGAGGUCGCGCCACACAGCACCAUGAGCGGCUGUCUGGCUUGGUUUCCAGCCGUGAAGUUAAAAGUGCCAGACCCUCAAACCGGCAGCCACAUGUCCAAGGUCAAGCUGGUGUAUUGCUGGUCCAAUGUUCUGACUGUCUUGGACGUAGAUGAGAUCCCGGCAGAUACCAAGGAUAAACCGCCAAGUCUCAGCUUCAAGGCCAGGAGCCGAUGGAGGUCUGAAGAGGCCAUCGUAGCAGUGCAGUGGCUUAGUCGUUCGGUGCUUACAGUGUUGACUGUCACCCAACGGUUGAUUGUGCUCGAAGACCAGACGAUGCGCAUGACAGAGGCGUUUGACUUGAUCCACAAGCAUAUCUACCACACAGAUCUAUUCUCCAAGCAGCUGUACAGCCUCGUAGAGCAGCAUGAUGAGGAAGAUACCACCAUGCAUGGUGUGGUUGCCGACUCCUUUUCCAUGUCGUUCAGGACGUACAAGGGGCGCAUUUUCCUGCUCGGCUUUAACGAUGUCUCUAUCGGUGCCUUGUCCAACUGGGCAGACCGUCUGAUUGCGUUGAUGGAACAUGGGGACUACAUAGCCGCCAUACAGCUCGCCACUUCUUAUUACACCGGCGACGCAGACAAGCUCACCAUCGGCCUGCCAGAGGACGCCAGGUUAAGACACGACAUGGUCCAGGAGAAACUCAUGGAGAUAAUAUCUGCGUCACUCAAGUACGCUUUUGGGCAGCGCAAGAAAGACAAGAAGAUGGCGGAUGACGAACAUAUGCGCGAGCUGGCCGAGACGUGCUUCGUGGCCUGCCACAAUGUAGGGGAUGUAGACUUUCUGUUUGACGAAAUGUAUGAGUGGUAUGAGGAUGCGGGGCUCGAGGGAAUUUUCCUAGAGACGCUCGAGCCGUAUGUUCUCGAUAAGAGUAUUACGCAGAUUCCACCAGCAGUGGUCAAGGCCGUGGUGGCACACUUUGUCGAAAAGGGCUGGGAGAGCAGGCUAGAGGAGAUGGUCUGCCACAUGGACACGAGGACCCUUGAUCUCGACCAAAUGACGAGCCUGUGUCGGCAGCACAGUCUCUACGAUGCACUCAUUUACGUCUGGAACCAAGCGCUCAACGACUUUCUCACGCCUCUGAUCGAGCUUCUCAAGCUGUUGGUGCCCCUUAUGCUUAACGGGGAAUACUGCCCACCCGACGAAGUUGAUAAUGACGGGCCCCUCAACGCCCUCAAGAUAUUUCCGUACCUAUCAUAUGUGUUGACGGGACGGGUAUACCCAACGGAGGAGGCGAUGGACGAGGCGGUGGCCAUACAGGCCAAAUCGGAUAUAUACUGGUUUUUGUUCUCGGGCAAGAGCAUAUCCUGGCCAAAGGGGUCCGGGAAACGCUUCAUCACGAGGCCAGACCUCGAAGACGAACCGUCGUUCCCGUAUUUGCGGAUGAUCCUCAAGUUUAACGCGCCCGACUUCCUGGCUUGCUUGAAUGAGGCGUUUGAAGACGGCUUCCUGAACACUGAUGCGCCCGAAAAGAUGCUCAACGGGAGGAAUGGCGACGAAAACAGCAGUACCGACGAGGAGCGCGUGUUCGGUGCGACAGUUGACAGGCAGUACAUCAUCAGCAUCCUCACCGAGACCAUGACUGCGGCCAACGGGUUUGACGCCGAAGACACAAUUUACCUGGACAUGUUCAUAGCUCGGAACAUGGCAAAGUAUCCACAGUACCUGCUUCUACCCGGUUCGACGUUGACUAGGGUCCUGCGUGGCCUUUGCAACUACCCAGGCCCGGACUUGGCCGACGACGCACAGCUCAGCGUCGAGUAUCUGCUAUCCAUGUACCAGCCGCCCGAUCUGGCGGUCACGCUGAUCCCCCUUUUCCGCCAGGCUGGGUUCUAUCGAGUACUCAAGCGUAUUUACAAGGGUGACCAGCAGUACGGGAAGCUGAUUGCAACCUACUUUGAGGAUCCGGGGGAGCGCGAGGGUGUCUUCGAAUGCAUUGCGGAGUGCCUGGCGCAGGCUGGAAGGGGACGAACGAGGCGUCAGCUGCAGGACGUGCAUGCGGUUGUCAGGGAGAAUGCACGAGCUUUGGUGCAGCUCGACCCGGCGAGGGCUGCGCGGACUAUGGAUGGCGGCGCGAAGGAGCUACACGUGGACUUGCUGGAGGCCGUCAAUGACGAGCCGGAGUUGCAGUUCCGGUACCUGAGAACGAUCCUCGAGCCAUCCUCUGAAAAUGAUAGAGAUGAUGCAGACGUGAGGAGAAAGGUUGAUGAUGAUAGCAAUAGCAACGACAUCAAGACAGCCAACCACAAUGAGCUGGUGGAGCGCUAUGUCAGGCUGAUGUGCCGCUUCGACCCAACGCACGUGUCUGAGUACAUUGGACUGGUGCAGAGCACGGCAGACCUGCGGCUUGAAAGCCUCCUGCCGACAAUGGAGGAGACAGGUGUGGUUGAUGCCGCAGUCGUACUGAUGGCGCGUGACGGGAGGGUUGGCGAGGCCAUGCAGCGGCUGGUCAGGCACCUGGGGACACUGGAGAGCGCUCUUCUGGGUCUUUUGGCGGCGGCGUACGGCGCGGACAGUCAUCGACAAAAUGCCGAGGACGACGAGGAAGAACUAAUGGAGUCCAUGAAGAAAUACAUCCACGUCGGCAUUUGGCUAUGCCAGGGCCAGACCAGGACCGCGGCAGUUGUGGCAAGGAAGAAGGCUCAUCUUGGUGGUGGAAAGGACGCAAAGGGCAAAGACAAGCACGGCCGUGGGCAUGAGGAGCUGUCUAAAGAGGAGAACCUUUGGCUGGAUCUGAUCAACGCCACGGUACGACUGACAAGGUCUGUUUCAGCCGCGGUUGAGGGUUCACAUGACAGGCCAGCCAAUGGUGAGAACUCAAACAAUGAUGGCAACAGCAAGCAUGUACAGAAUGGGGUCCUGGAUAAGAGCAAAAUCCUCGAUGGAUUGAGAUCGUUGGUCCAGCAGACAUUCACGGCACUUCUCACCUCCACGUCAACACCAACCAACCACAAGGCUCCCGCACCUACAGAUCAAUCAGCAGCACCGCAAGCACUGGUUAGGGCCGCUGGUCCGAAGUCCUUGGCAACAAAUCAUGACGGCAAGGCGGCCGUUCACAUCAACAACAACAACCUGUCCUUCCUCCGUAUCCUCCGCGCCUUCCUUGCGCAAGCGGCGGCAACCUCUCCAUCCUUGGCGGACCUGCGGGCUGUACUGGCAACAAUAUUCUCAGCGUACGCCUAUGAGGAGAGCAUCCUGAGGCUCGCGAACCGCUUACUGGAGCGCAGCUUGUUCGUCAGCGUCGGGCGUGCUGUCCAACUCCGGCAGCGCGGCUGGCGACCACGAGGCUCGACUUGUGAGGCAUGCGGACGCAGGGUCACUGGGCCGGGCGUCGCGGGGACCACGGUACUCAAGGCGUGGGAAGAGAAAGAGAAUAGAGACCGGGCCGCGAGGGAGGAGAAGGCGGCACGGCGGCGGUAUCUUCUGCUGUUGCGUGGACAGCCCAUCUCUGGCGGUGACUCCCUCCUCGGCGGUUCCGAUACCGAAGACAUUAGUACCGAGACAGGCACCGGUAAGGGCAAGGGCAAGGCUACGGAGCAGCACCAAUCACAGUCUCAGCAGACUGGUCGGUCUAGGGCCGACUUUAAGAUACGGAACGAGGAACCCCUUGGUCAGGCCGUAGAGGAGGAAAGCGCCCUAGCUAAGGCAGUGGCUGGCGUCAUGGCUGCCGAGAGGCGGGGGCCUUCGGCCGCUUACAACAGCGCAGAUGAGGGCAGCGGCGGCGGAGCCACGAGGCGAAAGGACGAGCCGCUGGGCCCGCUGGUCGUGUUGGCCUGUCGACAUAUUUACCACCAGAGCUGCCUAGAAGCGCUGCAGGACAGGAGCAAUAGCGGUGGCGAUGGCGGCGGGCUGCGGUACAGAUGCCCCAUAGAUAGAUAG
Pyricularia pennisetigena is the source of this 5244-nucleotide messenger RNA. RefSeq lists its product as uncharacterized. Gene Ontology annotation, cellular component: HOPS complex; late endosome. Gene Ontology annotation, molecular function: protein binding. The coding region runs from base 1 to 5244 and encodes 1747 amino acids. The record is from RefSeq and is a predicted model, not a curated record. The transcript has 3 exons. NCBI's taxonomy places the organism in Eukaryota, Fungi, Ascomycota, Sordariomycetes, Magnaporthales, Pyriculariaceae. Gene Ontology annotation, biological process: protein targeting to vacuole; endosomal vesicle fusion.